Cervus elaphus (red deer) is the source of this 4150-nucleotide messenger RNA. RefSeq names its product zinc finger protein 271. NCBI's taxonomy places the organism in Eukaryota, Metazoa, Chordata, Mammalia, Artiodactyla, Cervidae. The transcript has 5 exons. Bases 1001 to 2971 code for a protein of 656 amino acids. The record is from RefSeq and is a predicted model, not a curated record.
GAGAAAGAUAAUUAAGGAAGAGCUCAUUAUGUAGUCAGAAAAUCUACCCUGCCCCAGAGAGCUUUCUCGAAAGAUGUUCUCUGACAUUUACGCCAGGAACUGGCAGACAGGGCCAGCCGGGCCCCUAACUGAGGCCAGUUCCGCGGAUGUUCAGGGGUUAAAUCUCUGCAGCUCCCCGCCGCCAUCCCACCCUGCCGCCCCCGCCUCGCGCGUGUGCGCGUGCGCGGCCUCGGGCCAUAGAGCUAAGCAAACCUCCCAGAUUCCUAGAGCGGAAGGCGCGAUGGCUGGUUUAGCGGGUGGGAGGCUUGACGGCGACCUGGAGAACACGUCAAGGUAUGGGUGAUGUCGGCUCACGGAUGGCAGAGGAACUCGGGCAAUCUGGGCUGCCCAGCGGCCUCGCAGCGCCGCCAGGGAACCUUGUACGGUUCCUUGAGUCUUUAGGGAGUCGAGGCUGUCGCCGUGGCCCCCAGGCGCCGCUCCUGGGCACUGGGAGCUGGUCGGUGCUUGGCCUGGUGUUCUUUGGAUACCCAGCCAGUCGUUGACCGGCCUUGGGUUCUAUUGAAUGAACACUAGAAACUGGAAGCGAGUGGAAUCCAGAAGCUUGGAGGCAGCCGCGCGAAUCAGCCGACGAAGGUAGGAUGUUUUUGCUGGUCUAGUCUCAGAAAUUAUAUCUUCAGUCUCUGCACUGAUUCCCUUCCGAGUCCAAUGGUGCCCAGUUGCCUCCAGGCCUCAGACUUCUAUGUGAACAAGAAAAGCUCACUGAGGAAAUGGUAAUUCUUCAGUUGCUCCCUGAGAUGUCAUGUCCGGUUGUAGUCUAUGGAGACUCAGUUCACUUAUGAGUCUUAAGAACACCUGUCAGGUUCUAAUUGUUCAUUGCUAGUAUACGGAAAUGCAAUCAGCUUUCACCUCAUAGGCUUUCUCAACUGUGAUUCUGUGAGAAAAUUAAGCCAAAAUGCUCUGAGGCAUUCGCUAUGGUGUGACUAAGGCCAGUGUUGGAGAGAUGGCUUCUAAGGAGAAAAUUACAGCAAAAGUUGAACCAUUGACUGAAGAGUCUGGCAACCCCAGAAAUGAUGUUCUCCAGGAUUCUGAAUGCAGAGAAUUCUUUGAACUUGAGGAUAAAUUCAAUGAAAAGGAUCAGAACCUCUUUAAAAGAAGACAGCACAACUGUGAUGAAUGUGGGCAAAGCUUUACUUGUAGUGCAGGCCUUAUUAGGCAUCAAAGAACCCACUGGGAGAAACCCUAUGAAUGUGAUCAGUGUGGAAAGGCCUUUAAUGUGAGCUCAGCCCUGGUUCUGCAUCAGAGAAUUCAUACUGGGGAGAAACCCUAUCCUUGUAAUUGGUGCAUUAAAAGUUUCAGUCGGAGCUCAGACCUUAUUAAACAUCAAAGAGUCCACACUGGUGAGAAACCUUACAAAUGUGAUGAAUGUGGGAAAGCCUUCAGUCAGAGCUCUGAUCUUAUUAUACAUCAGAGAAUCCAUACAGGAGAAAAACCCUAUCAAUGCAGUCAUUGUAGUAAAAGUUUUAGCCAGCGCUCAGACCUGGUUAAACAUCAGAGAAUCCAUACUGGAGAGAAGCCUUAUACAUGUAGCCAGUGUAAUAAACAUUUUAGUCAGAGUUCUGAUGUUAUAAAACAUCAAAGAAUCCACACUGGUGAGAAACCAUAUAAGUGCGAUGUGUGUGGAAAAGCCUUCAGUCAGAGCUCAGAUCUUAUUCUACAUCAGAGAAUCCACACUGGAGAGAAACCAUAUCCAUGUAAUCAGUGUAACAAAAGUUUCAGUCAGAACUCAGACCUUAUUAAACAUCGAAGGAUCCACACUGGAGAGAAACCCUAUAAAUGUAAUGAAUGUGGGAAAGCUUUUAAUCAGAGCUCAGUUCUUAUUCUGCAUCAGAGAAUCCACACUGGAGAGAAACCAUAUCCAUGUAAUCAGUGUAGCAAAACCUUCAGUAGGCUUUCAGAUCUUAUUAAUCAUCAACGAAUUCAUACUGGAGAGAAGCCUUACCCCUGUAACCAGUGCAGUAAAAUGUUUAGUCGAAGAUCGGACCUUAUUAAACAUUAUAGAAUUCAUACAGGUGAGAAACCCUAUGAGUGUGAUGAGUGUGGGAAAACCUUUAGUCAAAGCUCAAAUCUUAUUCUGCAUCAGAGAAUCCACACUGGCGAGAAACCCUAUCCGUGUAGUGAUUGUACUAAAAGUUUUAGUCGUCGUUCAGACCUUGUGAAACAUCAAAGAAUACACACUGGAGAGAAACCAUACACAUGUGAUCAGUGCAAUAAAAGUUUUAGUCAAAGCUCAGACCUCACUAAACAUCAGAGAGUACACUCUGGAGAAAAACCCUAUCAUUGUGAUUGUUGUGAGAAAGCUUUCAGUCAGAGUUCUGACCUUAUUCUUCAUCAGAGAAUUCACACUGGAGAAAAACCAUAUCCGUGCACACAGUGCAGCAAAAGUUUCAGUCAGAACUCAGACCUCAUCAAGCACCAGAGGAUCCACACUGGGGAAAAACCGUAUAAAUGUAAUGAGUGUGGGAAGGCAUUCAGUCAGUGUUCAGCUCUUGUCCUACAUCAGAGGAUCCAUACCGGGGAGAAACCAUACCCAUGUGAUCAGUGUGGCAAAGGCUUUAGUCGGAGCUCUGAUGUCAUUAACCAUCAAAGAAUCCACACGAAUGAAAAUCCAUAUAAAUGUGAUGUGUGUAGAAAAGCCUUCAGCACAUGCACUGAUCUUACUGAACACCAGAGAAUCCACACGAGAAAGAAACCCCACAGGUGCGUUCAGUGCAGUAGAAGUUUUAGCCGGCUCUCUGAUCUUAAUCAUCAUGAGAAAAUUCAUUCUGGGGAAAACACUUUGAAUGUGGGAAAACCUUUAGUGUAUACCCCAACUUUAUUCAGUACUAGAGAUGCUCUGCCAGAAAAAAAUCUUAGGAAUGCUAUUGAUUAUGAUAAAGGUUUUAAUCAAUGUUCAGCUCUCAUGCUACAUUAAACACACACACACACACACACUACAGAGAAAACAUAGUAAUUCAAUUUUUGUAAUGAAAAGCUUAACUCAGAGCUCAGACAUUACUAAAGAAAAAUUCUGAGAAUGAAUCCUGUGGGUAGAGGGAAGAAAAUCUUUAAUGUGAAAAAAAUUUUAUGAAUGUCAGCAACAAUGGAAAAAAAUUUCUGUCUGCUGUAAUGUUAAGAAAAGCUCUAGUCUUUUAAUCAAACACAGUCCACAAGAGGAAAGUUUCUAUCAUUAUAAGAAAUGUCUAACAGUGUUAAUGCAGAAUGUUACCAGAUAUUGUAAAAAUCAGUGUGGUGGUGUGUGUAAUCAGAGUGCAGAAAGAAAUGUAUUAGUGUUAUAAUCUCACACCUUUAGUGAGCCCAGAUCACCAGUUGCAGAGAAGUUAUUUUAGAGAAUGUAGGGAAAACUUAAACCCUUCCGUUAUCUUGUCGUUCACUCUGAUAACUGGCAUACUACUUAUCUCCUGACAGCUGGAGAGUUCUACUUUAUGCUAAUUCUAGCUAUUAAAUUCCCUGUGUGUGAACAUGCUAUGCUAUUCUGGUAUGAAACUUGUUAACUAUAAAACUCUAGUGCCCCAUUUUCUGAAAGGUUUUUUUUUUUUUUUUUUGCCAAGUUUUGUUCUUCCUAGUGAGCACAAGUUUUCAAGUUUCUGUGAUGUUCACAGCAAACAUGAAUUUGUUUUGCUCUUAAUAAUGCAGCCCAUCCAUAAACUUUAGAGGUCUGAAAUUAUUUCAACACUACCAUUUAAUUGCAGUUUCUGAAUAUAUGAAAUAAUUGUUUUAAAUUCCAUAUGUUAAAGUAUGAAGAUUACUACUAUGUGUAUCCUGUCAUCUAUAGAUUGAACAAAAUGUUAGCUAAAGUAAUAACCUUCAUGACUAAUUCAUAUAGCAUAUCCUGUUUACAAGUAAAAAGAUCUGUUGAUCUUUUUUUAAUGGCAACAUUCAUCAGACUUUGUUUUCUUUGUUGACUUCUUACAUACAUACUGAUAAUAGGCUAUGUAUACUUGAUAUUUUCAACUGAAAAACAGUUUUUUAAAAGUAAGAAAACCUGUCUUUCUGGUAUUAACCAUUUGUUAAAAUUCUGCUACUGUCAUUUACUUUGACUAUCCCCCAUAAUUAUCCAAUUAAUAUUUUAAUACACAUUGUUAAAUUAUUA